UAAUCAUCCCUGUUCUCUCUGAUCUAUGGCAAAAGUGGGUCGGAUCAAGCUCGGGUCACAAGGCUUGGAGGUGUCGGCGCAGGGGCUCGGGUGCCGGGACCUGUCUGGUCCGGGCAAACCCGAGCCCGAUAUGAUCGCCCUAGUCCGCCACGCGAUCGACAUCGGGGUCACAUUUCUCGACACCUCCGACUUUUACGGCCACAACGCAAAUGAAGUUUUUCUCGGAAAGGCUUUGAAGGAAGAUGAGGUGAGGGAGAAAGUUGAAUUAGCGUCCAAAUUCGGAGUCAGCUUUGCCGAUGGUGGUAAUAAGGUUGAUAUCCGUGGCGAUCCAGAAUACGUGAGAGCGGCUUGUGAGGCGAGCUUGAAGAGACUGGACGUUGAUUGCAUUGAUGUCUAUUACCAGCAUCGUGUCGAUACUCGUGUGCCUAUUGAAGUCACGAUUGGAGAACUUAAGAAACUUGUUGAGGAGGGAAAAAUUAAAUAUAUUGGUUUGUCUGAGGCGUCACCUUCAACAAUUAGAAGAGCACAUGCAAUUCAUCCUAUAACAGCAGUCCAGGUGGAGUGGUCCUUAUGGUCAAGAGAUGUGGAGGAAGAAAUAGUUCCAACUUGCAGAGAACUGGGCAUAGGAAUUGUAGCGUAUUGCCCUCUUGGACGAGGAUUCUUUUCAUCAGGAGCAAAAGUGGCUGAAAGGUUUUCAGAAAAUGACCCUCGGAAGCGUCUACCUAGAUUCCAACCAGAAAACCUGGAGCAGAAUAAUACAAUAUUUGAGAGGGUUAGUGAAAUGGCUAAAAGAAAAGGAUGCACUUCAUCCCAAUUAGCAUUGGCCUGGCUUCAUCAUCAAGGAAGUGAUGUGUGCCCCAUUCCUGGCACCACCAAAAUAGAGAACUUGAAUCAAAACAUUGGAGCUUUGUCUGUUAAACUCAGUCCACAAGAGUUGCUUGGGCUUGAGUCUUUUGUUGCUGCUGAUUCUGUUAAAGGUGAUAGAAGUGCCAUUGGAUUAGCCACAUGGAAGGAAUCUGACACUCCCCAACUUUCUUCUUGGGUAGCUGCUUAAUGAAGUAUCUUACUCGCACAUCACCAUUUUGUCUAGUGGGACUCUUGAUAUCCUUAUGGUCAUCUCUCUUAUAGCGACAGGUUCUAAGAUCAAAAUCCCAUUGUGAUCAAAAUCCUCUCCCCUGUGGAGAUAGGGUUAGCUUGGUGAUUAAAAUAAAAUAAAAGGAAGUAUAUUCCUUAUAUUAUGUAUCAUAGGAAUGAAUGAAUGAAUGAAUUCUACUUUCACCCCA
Messenger RNA from Prosopis cineraria, 1283 nucleotides. Its product is annotated as probable aldo-keto reductase 2. The coding region runs from base 26 to 1054 and encodes 342 amino acids. Gene Ontology annotation, cellular component: cytoplasm. The record is from RefSeq and is a predicted model, not a curated record. The transcript is spliced from 5 exons. Lineage: Eukaryota; Viridiplantae; Streptophyta; Magnoliopsida; Fabales; Fabaceae.